Molecule: messenger RNA, 1656 nt
Organism: Pimephales promelas (fathead minnow)
Lineage: Eukaryota; Metazoa; Chordata; Actinopteri; Cypriniformes; Leuciscidae
Source: RefSeq, a predicted model, not a curated record
UGACAAUCAAUCAUCCAUAUUAAUUAUGUGUAUAAAAGUGCACAUAUUGAAUUAAGCCAGUUGCAUUGGCCACUGUUGAACUCAGACUUUGGGAUGUCUGUCUUUCUUUGCAUAAUCUUGCUUAACUUUCAACUUCAUGCAAAGGCAGAAAAGUCUCUUUGCCAAAUGAUGGGGGACCCAAAAUACCCAUUGCUUUCAAAGGAUGGAGACGUAACUAUUGGAGCACUUUUUCCAAUCCACAGCAUAGAGACAUUACCUUUAUAUAAGUUUCAGCAAAAACCUCAGCUUUUAUCAUGCUCAAGUGUGAGCCUGAGAGAUUUCCGAAUGGCUCAAAUCAUGAUCUUUGCCAUAGAGGAGAUUAACAGAAGUGAAAAUCUGCUCCCAAAUGUUUCUAUUGGCUACCGAAUUUAUGAUACCUGUGGUUCAAGGCUAUCUUCUAUGGGUGCAAAUAUGGCAUUAAUGAAUGGUGAACAAUUUGCAUCAGGGGACAGAUGUAAUGGACUGUCUCCUAUUCAUGCAAUCAUAGGAGAAACCGAGUCAUCCAACACAGUUAUUCUGUCCAGAACUACAGGACCUUUUAAAAUUCCAGUGAUAAGUCCCUCAGCCUCAUGUGAAUGUCUCAGUAAUAGAAAAGAUUACCCCUAUUUCUUCAGAACUAUCGCUAGUGAUUACCACCAGAGCAGAGCACUAGCAUUCAUAAUCAAAUACUUUGGCUGGUCUUGGGUGGGAGCUGUGAACAGUGACAACGAUUAUGGAAACUAUGGAAUGGCCAUAUUUCUGAAUACAGCUGAGAAGGAGGGGAUUUGUGUGGAGUACUCUGUAAAAUUCCAGAGAACAGAGACUGAAAAACUUAAAAAUGUGGUAGACACAAUACAAAAAGGCACUGCAAAAGUCAUUGUUGCAUUUCUUACCAAUUUUGAAAUGAACAAUCUACUUGAUUAUUUAAUUAUUCAGAACAUUACAGGCCUCCAAGUAAUUGGUGUGGAGGCAUGGAUAACAGCUGACAGUAUGGUCACUCCUAACAGUUUUCAUGUGCUGGGAGGAUCAUUGGGGUUUGCUGUGAAAAAAAACAAUAUUGAAGGUUUUGCAGAUUAUGUUAUAAAAUCAUUCUGGAACACAGCUUUUCCAUGCUCACAGACUGAGGGGAAUUCUUCUCAAUAUCAAUUAAUUUGCAAAGCAUAUCAAGAUCUCCUUGUGUUGAAAAGCAACAAUGAAGAUGUAUCUGAACAAAGAUACGCAAGCAAUGUAUACAAAUCAGUUUAUGCAGUGGCUCAUUCACUACACAAUCUACUAAAGUGCAAAGAAAAAGAGGGUUGUGAAACAGACCUGAAAAUACAACCACAGCAGGUGGUUAAGGCUCUGAAAAAGGUAAAUUUCACAAUGAAGAUGGGAGAUCACGUGUGGUUUGACAGUACUGGUGCAGUUGUAGCCCAAUAUGAAGUUGUGAAUUGGCAGCAGGACUCUAAUGGAUCAAUCAAGUUUAAACCAGUAGGAUACUAUGAUGCUUCACUGGCCCCUGACCAACGAUUUGUGCUCAACACUGACAACAUAAUCUGGGCUGGAGGACAGCUGGAGCAUCAGGAGAAUGUUAUAAUCUUGUUCAUGGUAGAAAAAGCUGCUUACAUGUACACGGGGAAAGUAACCACGGAGACUUAA